GAGAGUGCGGAAACCAAGAGGAGCUGUCUCCGUUACGCGUGGUGCUGAAAGUGCCGCUCGCCUCAUUAUGUGGUCGGUCUUCUUUGUCUUUCUGUCGUAUCUGGACAGAAACUUCGUCAAAGGCGACUUCCUGAGCCGCGCUUUGGACGCAGAAAAGGAGAGCAAAGAAAUGUUCUCCAUGCUCAACGGCACCUUUUGCGCAAAAAUGUCAACCGUGAGGGAGAGCUUCCUGUACCAGGUGUCAGACGGAGCCGAGGUGGUGCGCUCCGUCGUCAGCCCCGCCGGGAAGCUUGUGAACUGCUCCGUCACUGUGAACCAGAUGCAGGUGAAGUCGUUCAUGCAUGAGUGCAGGUUGGGACUGAAAGAGCAGAGAGCCGGGCGACAGCUGGAGACGCGUUUUGCGCGCAUGAACGACGCCAAACUGAUGUGCGGUGAGUUUAAGGAGAGGUCGGAGCGCAGCGGCAGGGAGAGAGGUGAUGACGCUGCGCUGAAGGACCAGGUUUUAAAAAGGUCCAAGAGGGGCUUCACUUAUCCUGGGACCCUGUGGUGUGGAGCUGGAAAUAUGGCUGAUAAUUAUGACCAGCUCGGAGAUUUUGCAGAGACUGACAGCUGCUGCCGUAUUCAUGACCACUGCCCUCACGUCAUCCACGCCUUCUCCUCCAACUAUGGCUACGCUAACUUCAAGUGGCACUCCAUCUGUCAUUGUGACUGUGAUAAUGCGUUAAAAGCUUGCCUGAGGAAAGUGAACGACACAUCUUCCAGGGUAGUUGGUCAGGCGUUCUUCAACGUCAUCGGUGUGCCUUGCUUUGAGUUGGCCUAUGAAGAACAGUGUGCAGAGCGACACUGGUAUGGCAUGUGUAAACAUUACGAGAAGCUUCCCAUUGCUGUGCUGCAAGAGGCGGUCCCUUAUGACUUUGGCGGCAUUGAUGUCAUCGAUAAGCUGACGGUGGCUCCUCCCAAGAGGAAAGACUCCAAGGAAAGCAAAGAAGAAGAGAAACCGGAGAGUACAACACAGUCUACAAUGUCAGGUCCAGAAGAGCCUUCACUCCAAAAUGUUGUCACCGCUGCUGAGGACUUCAUUAAGGUCCUCGCUACCGUCUCCACCUCUCAAAGCUCCAACGACCCUGAUAAGAAUGAGACACAAAACUCAGAGAAGAAGAAGAGGAAGAAAAUAGGGAAGAAGAAGAAAACCAACAAAAAGCGAAAAGGAAAGGGAAGGAAGAGAAAGCAGAAAGCAGAUGAAGGAGCUGCAGUUUCACCCUCUGGCUGCAAAGCAGAAGAAGUAAUCGCCCUAAGAAACUUCAUUGGUGAGUCACACAAACAGGAGCCAUCAAUUGGAAACACAAACAGACUCAGUGACAGUGAAUAUAAGCUUGGAGGAAAAGAGCCCUAUAAUGAAGUCAUGAAAGAUGAGCCAGCAAUUGAGAAGGAGACAGUUUCCAUUAUGCCACCUACGCUGGUACAGAAGAAACCAGCAGAGUCCACAGAAGAAAUCACUCUUACUACACCCACCACUGCUAUUCCACAUGAAGUAACCAGAAGGCCCAGAAAAGAGAGGAAAAAGAAGAGCAAGAAAAAUACUCUUCCUCCCUUUGAAGAGCUUGUAGCGGACACAUCAGAUAACUUAUCAGCCACCAUUUCUAUCCUCCCAUCAUUACCAUAACCCCGACAGAACAGCCCAAGCAACAAAGCUUUGUUGUCAGGCCUGCCAGUACCCCCAUUGAAAUCCCCAAAGUCAAAAGAAACAGGUCAAAGGAGAGAGAAGACAGAGAGGGGAGGAAAAAAAGGAGGAAAGUCAGCUUAGCUUCUCCCUUUGUGGAAGCUGGCCAUGAAAAUUCCUCCAUGGACAAUCUGAAAGUAAUCCCUCUCACCGGGGCUCCCACCGUACCGUCGUUGCCCACCACAGAGCGGCAGGUUUCACAGACAAUUCAGGUUUACGGAGGGAAGACGGUCGUCCAAGUUACGGCUCUGAACUCCUCCUUUACUGUUUUGAAAGGGCAGAAGUCAAAAGGAAGGAAAAGUCGAAGGAGGAAAACAGUUUCACCAUUUUAUUCAAGUGAAAGUCCACGUGCACUGGCCAUCCCUCUAACUACUGCUACAAUUAGCAGGCCUGCAGAACACACAGAAUCUCACAGUGAAUGGAUGCUUUUGACAACUGUCACAGUAGCCCCUUCUAUCAUUACACACAGACACCGGCAAAGAAUAAGGCAGCAGAGAAAACCACGAAAGAAAGUAAUGGCUGCUGUUUUUUAUGAUGUCGUUUCUAUCCCAAACCAAACUGAACAAACACCAGUGACUUUUACAACCACACAAUCCAAAGUCGCCUCCGCUGAAGAGCUUAACCUACUGAGAUCUGAAAAACUCCACGAGACCACCUCAGCCACUCCAGUCAUGAGUCCAAUUCAGUUAUCAAUUGAGAGAGCAAAAGCACAAUUCACCCUGAAGAAGAGGAGGAAAGCAGCACGCUCCUUUAGACAACAAUGAGCCAUGUGGCGCAAAAGUAUAGGCCAAACAAUCUUAACUGGCUAGGCUAGCUCCUGUCGAUCAGAUACACCCGAGUUUUAUACUUCAUAAAUAUCUUUACAGUAUAGUCUUUUUCACUUAAGCUUUUAAUUAACAGCAAUCAUAUUCAUAUAUGUGGAAAUCAUGUUUUGUAAUAUUGUUUUCUGCAUGUCUAUAAUAAAGUUUUAAAAACAUUUUGUGACUUCCUCUACUGGAACUGCUACAUCUUUGACCCGACUUCGGAUUAGCGGUAUAACAUGGAUGGAUGAUGGCACCAUUUCUAUUUAGUGAAAAGAUAUAUAUUGGGAAAUGUGCAUUUUGUUUUUCUAUCUGAGAGUUUAAUUAAAUGAUUGGUACAAACGUUCCAGAUGCUAAAGAUUAAGCUAACACCAGCAGCUGAUAACUUAAAACUGAAACAUGUCAAAUAUGACCUAAUAGCAUAAAUGUAUGAGCUUUAGAAGUGCAGGUAGAAGGUGUUUGUUACCUUUGAACGAAGCCAGGAUAGCUGUUUCCCAUUGUUUCAAGCAUUUGCGCUAAUCUAAGGUAACCGGCUACAGGCAGUGGCUUCAUACUCACCAUUUACAUGCAGGUAAAAUAUUUUCAUGAAACACUGUAAGAAAGUAAAUAACUGUAUUUUUCACAAUGUCUAACAAAUGUCAAUGUCUUAUUCCAGUUUAAACUGUGUAGAUAUCUGAAAUGAUAAAUAUUCUGGAAAAAAAUACAGAAUGAGCAGAGGGAGAUAUCUAGCAAAAUAACGCUUGAAAUGAUCCUUUUAAAAUGAUCUUGUGUGACACUCUCUUGUUAUCGCAGCUUGAAAUAUUAAAGAAAAUUAAAAGUCUAAAUAUCCGAUGCUCAGCACUAACCUGCUCAGCAUGAUUUCAUUUUUGUGAACCUUUUUUUCCAAACAGUGGGCAAAGAAACCUUGCCAAGAAGAACUUGCACAUUUAUGCAAUGUUCCCUUUUGUUUAAAGGGCUUUAUAGUCUCCCCCCUCCACCCAGCCAUGUGGUUUAAGGCAGGGUCACAUUCUAAACACAGAUUAGGUUCUCACUUUGCACUUUACU
Molecule: messenger RNA, 3564 nt
Organism: Eleginops maclovinus (Patagonian blennie)
Lineage: Eukaryota; Metazoa; Chordata; Actinopteri; Perciformes; Eleginopidae
Gene: proca1
Product: protein interacting with cyclin A1
Exons: 4
Coding region: 68-1663 (531 amino acids)
Biological process (GO): phospholipid metabolic process; arachidonate secretion
Molecular function (GO): A2-type glycerophospholipase activity
Source: RefSeq, a predicted model, not a curated record